Messenger RNA from Diaporthe citri, 1986 nucleotides. RefSeq lists its product as uncharacterized. Gene Ontology annotation, molecular function: protein kinase activity; ATP binding. The record is from RefSeq and is a predicted model, not a curated record. The coding region runs from base 1 to 1986 and encodes 661 amino acids. Gene Ontology annotation, biological process: protein phosphorylation. The transcript is spliced from 2 exons. Lineage: Eukaryota; Fungi; Ascomycota; Sordariomycetes; Diaporthales; Diaporthaceae.
AUGCCGCCCAAGAGGCGGACCACGAUGCCGCCCAAGGGCCGUGGCAGAGCCACGCCGCAGGUCCAGAGGGGCGCGGUGAAACUGAAGCGCAAUUCAAGAUACAGGAUAGAGGAGCCGUUGCACCCUCAACCAAAAUGGGUGCGGGACAACAGCGGUAGGCUCGUGUCCAACCUGCCCAGGAGGCCCAACGUCGGUGGCCUUGGAACCCUCGAGGUAUUCUACCACGUGAACCGCGAAAGCCCAGACGAGGUCCUGCCCCCUCCGAAGACGCUGUGGAGGCAGCGGUACGGCGACCAGCACACCAUCAGCUACAGGCCCCUCUGGGUUGACAUUGCGGGCAACCUCACCGAGCCGCUUAGGAGGCGCAGCGACGUGAGCCUCGGGUCGAGCGAGGGCGGCGACCUGGAGGGCAACGUCGGGGUGCCGUACCUGUACACCUACGACGAGGGUGUGUUGCCCGACGAGGACGGGCUGCAGUACCGGCGCUGGCGGCCCCUGAAGAUACUCGCCAACGGGGGCUAUGGUGUCGUCAUCACAUAUGUGGACGACGCGCGCGGCUUCACUGUAGAUGCGGACAUUGCGAACGAGGACAUAAUAGUGGCUAAGUUUAAUUAUAAAGGAGGCGACCUGGUGGACAUCAUGGCUUCUGUUGUGAACGAAAUCACGAUGUCGGAGGAGAUUCGACGAGCCAGACUAGAAGACGAGGAGGAAACAGCAGCAGAACCAGAACCAGAAGGGACAUCAAGAGCAGCAGUCAAAAGAAAGAAGAAAGAAGAAAUAGUCAGGAAAGGGGAUAUGAAGAAGAGGAGCCGAUCGUCGACCGUCUCGCGAGAGAUGCGCCGGCGUCGUCACAGUGAAGAGAUCAACUAUUACUCCCACUUCCAGACACCGUCGGUGGGGCUCGACGUCGACACGACUGACACGUUCCGUCAGGAGACGGAGAUCCUUGAGAUUCUCGACAUGACCGGCUCACCACACUUUCCGAAAUUCUGGAAGCUCGCUGAUGCGCCGCAGGACGGGACGCUCUGCACGAUGGACUACAUUCCGGGCGGUGUGACGCUAGACCAGCAGUUCAACACACUGGCGAACGAAAAGAUCCCCAUUCGCUUGCUCUGGGAGGCAGUAUUCUGCCUCAGCAAGGCCAUGUCCGUGAUGGCCUAUGGGAGUGAGGACCCGGCGCCGACGCACAGGGUGCACGGCUGGAACCAGAUUGUUCAUCUCGACUGGAGCGAAGCCAACAUCUUUGUGCGGCAGAAUCCCCCUUCGCACACAUGCUCACACGGCCCUUGCUUCGUGGUCGGAGACUUUGGGUUCGCUUUGAUCGUGCCUAACAGGCCCAAGGCGAGGAUUGCAUUUCGCAGAGGGCAUUUGAGAUUGGACUGGCACAAAAACCUCAACCCUCAGCUGCCGCAGGAAGCAGACAUAGAUACGACAAAACCACUUGAAGAGCGAGUGAAAACCCCCAUAAUCGGCCACUUCUCCCACAAGACAAAUAUUUUCCUUAUGGCUGAGGUCUGGAGGGAUAAUCUCGGUGGCAACCAGGUCGGGAGGCUUGGUAUUAUGCGGUACAGGCAGGACAAUCUCACGCCGAUCGAGCAAGUCAAGCUUGAACAAGAUUUGCAGUCACAUCUUCCAGUAGAUGAACGGCUUGGCAGACCCCUCGUAGACGGCGAUGACUGCGACGACGACGCCUCUGACGAUGAUGACUCUGACAGCGCAGACGAUUAUGCGCCGCGAGUGCGUGGAUAUGUCGAUGUGGCCGAGUCCCUGCUGGCACAGAAUGUCGCCCAAAGUUUAAGAGUGUCGGAACAGCGAUUCGUAAAUCUUAUGACCCGCUGCCUCAACCACGACCCAGCGGAGAGGCCGGAGAUUGAAGAGAUCAUGCUGCAAGCUGCUAGGGGAAUGGCUGAAGCUGGCGUGUACGUACCACCCACACCAAGUAGCAGUGAGAACGAGAAUAGCGAAGAUGGCGAGGACGACGAGUAA